AUGCGCACCUGCUGUGAGAGCGCCAGCCAACCGAGCUCUGAGCGAGAAAUGAAGUCGGACAGCUGGUGUCAUUUCCCACCGACACCUGGGGUGAAAUGGAUCGGCAUGCACAAGCUGGCAGAGCGGAGAAUACUCGAGUCUUUAGAGAAAGAAGAUAUUAUCCAUGGUGAUAUUGAUGACAUGAUGGACAGAAGGUUGGGUGCUGUCUUCAUGCCUCAUGGUCUUGGGCACUUGCUUGGAAUCGACGCGCAUGAUCCCGGAGGCUACCCCGAGGGUUUAGAGAGGCCGGAGGAGCCGGGAUUGAGAUCCUUGCGCACCACAAGAGGGCUUAAAGAAGGCAUGGUUAUUACGGUCGAGCCGGGAUGUUACUUCAUUGACGCUUUGCUGAGGCAGGCCGGGAAUGAUCCAAUUUGCUUAGAGUUCUUCAACUGGGAAAAGAUACAAAUGUACAGAAGCUUUGGUGGUGUUCGCAUUGAAAGUAAUGUGUACAUGACGGCACAAGGAUGCACGAACCUCACGAACUGCCCUCGAGAGAUCUGCGAAAUAGAAGCGGUAAUGGCUGGCGCAGCAUGGCAUUCACGUGAUUCCUGUUCCACUGCGACAAUAACAGAGAAUGGCCUUCCCAGGUCCUAA
Molecule: messenger RNA, 633 nt
Organism: Triticum urartu
Lineage: Eukaryota; Viridiplantae; Streptophyta; Magnoliopsida; Poales; Poaceae
Source: RefSeq, a predicted model, not a curated record